Chrysemys picta bellii (western painted turtle) is the source of this 4789-nucleotide messenger RNA. RefSeq names its product TATA-box binding protein associated factor 3 (gene TAF3). Gene Ontology annotation, biological process: positive regulation of transcription by RNA polymerase II. The record is from RefSeq and is a predicted model, not a curated record. Lineage: Eukaryota; Metazoa; Chordata; Testudines; Emydidae. Gene Ontology annotation, molecular function: protein heterodimerization activity; transcription factor binding; p53 binding. Gene Ontology annotation, cellular component: transcription factor TFIID complex.
UCUGGUCUCGGCCGGCUGGGACUCGGCGCGACCCCAAGAUGGCGGCGUUGGCGGCGGCGGGCUCCAUGGCCUGCGCGUGAGCCUCCCCCCCCUCCCCGGGCCAUGGCGGGCUCCGGGCCCAGGCCGCGCUGAGCCGGCCGGGAUGUGCGAGAGCUACUCGCGGUGUCUGCUGCGGGUGUCGGUGGCUCAGAUCUGCCAGGCGCUGGGCUGGGACUCGGUGCAAAUCUCGGCCUGCGACCUCCUCACCGACGUGCUGCAGCGCUACCUGCAGGGACUGGGCCGGGGCUGCCACCGCUACUGCGAGCUCUAUGGCCGUACAGAUCCAAUUUUGGAUGAUGUAAGUGAAGCCUUCACACUUAUGGGGGUUAACCUGCAUGAGCUGGAAGAUUACAUACACAAUAUUGAACCUGUCACUUUCCCACAUCAAAUCCCUUCAUUUCCUGUCAGCAAGAACAAUGUCCUACAGUUUCCCCAGCCUGGAAGCAAAGAUGCAGAAGAGAGGAAAGAGUACAUUCCUGAUUACAUGCCACCUAUUGUCUCAUCUCAAGAAGAGGAGGAAGAGGAACAGGUACCCACUGAUGGAGGUACAUCAGCAGAAGCCAUGCAGGUUCCCCUGGAAGAGGAAGGAGAGAUGGAAGAGGAUGAGGCAGUUAAUGAUGAAAACUUCUUGAGCAAGAGACCCUUAGAAAGUCCUGAAGCUGAGGAAAUGCCUGCUAUGAAACGACCAAAACUAGCUAUCACUAAAGGGGACAUCAUUGAUGGAGCAUUGGAGCCACGUGAACCUCUCAGUUCAAUAAACACUCAAAAGGUGCCACCAAUGCUUUCUCCAGUUCAUGUUCAAGAUAGUACAGAUUUAGCCCCUCCUUCACCAGAACCACCAAUGUUGGCUCCCAUUGCGAAAUCACAAAUGCCAGCUCCUAAAACAUUAGAAUCAAAACCAUUUGCACCUAAAACAAAGGCCAAAACUGGUUCUCCAGGACAGAAGACUAAAUUGCCUAAAGCUACUCCAGCACCAGUAGUUAUUGGAAGUCCCAUACGUUCACCAAAAACUGGAUCCAAAGAGAAGAAAUCACCAGGUCGUGCCAAGAGUCCAAAAAGUCCCAAAAGUCCAAAGGUUCCCGCUCAUGUUUCCCAAGUGGCAGUCAAGCUUGAAACCCCAAGUAGAACUCCUUUGGCUGCGUUAAGUGAAAAGAUGGGAAAAGAGAACAUCCAAGUAAAACAAGGGCAAACACCACCUGAGCCUGGGAAACAAAAUAGUGAAAAUCCAUCUAAGAAAGUGGCAGUGAUGGACAAGACCAUUGAUGAUUCAAUUGAUGCUGUGAUUGCUCGUGCAUGUGCAGAACGAGAACCUGAUCCAUUUGAGUUUUCCUCUGGUUCAGAAUCAGAGGGGGAAAUUUUUACCAGCCCUAAAAGACUUUCUGUUUCAGAGACUCCAACUCCUAAAGCUUCUGUUUCUGCUAACAGUCUAAAUAAGGUAGGAGCCACCCCAAUGCCUCCCUCGGGUGGGACUUCAAGCUCAGACAUUUCAUGGACAAUGGAUGACUCAAUUGAUGAAGUCAUUCGAAAAGCAAAGAUGGGGUCACCUUCUAAUCCGCCUCCAAACUUUCCUUAUUUCUCCUCUCCUUCUGCUUCACCACCAACACCGGAACCUCUGCUCAAAGUCUAUGAGGAGAAAACCAAGCUGGCAUCAUCAGUAGAAGUGAAAAAGAAGCUGAAAAAAGAGCUGAAGACAAAAAUGAAAAAGAAAGAAAAACAAAAAGACAAAGAGAAAAAUAAAGACAAAAGCAAAGAUAAGGAUAAAAACAAGGAGAAGGAUAAAGACAUUGGAACCAAGGAAGCAAAGUUUCAAUGGAAAGACCUACUCAAAGAUGAUGACCUCGAUUCCUAUAAGUUCAAAAUGAAGGACUUUGAUGAUGUUGAUACAAAAAUGAAGUUGAAAGAUGGCAAUACCAAAAAAGAGAGAGAGAAGCAUAAAGAUAAGAAGAAAGAUAAAGAUAAAGGCAAGAAAGAUAAAGAUAAGAAAGACAAAGAGAAAAUUAAAGAUAAAGGUAAGGAAGAUAAGAUAAAGGGUCCCUCAGCACCUCUUGUGUUGCCUCCCAAAGAAAUGCCUUUGCCUUUGUUUAGCACUCCUACCGCCAUGAGACUACCUACCAUGUUGACUUCCUUGUCCACAAUGCUUCCUGAAAAACUGUUUGAGGAAAAAGAGAAGCCUAAAGAGAAGAAGAAAGACAAAAAAGAGAAGAAGAAAAAGAAGGAAAGGGAGAAGGACAAAGAAAAGGAAAAGAAGGAGAAGGAAAAGGAGAGAAAGGAGAAAGAAAAGAAAGACAAAGAAAAAGAAAAACACAAACAUGACAAAAUCAAAGUGGAACCUGUUGUUCCAGCUCCAUCACCAGUUAUUCCCAGGCUGACGCUGAGAGUGGGUGCUGGCCAAGACAAGAUAGUCAUCAGCAAAGUGGUGUCAGCCCCAGAGGCUAAACCAUCUACUCCUGUGAAUCGGCCCAAAACACCACCACCCGUGCCAUCCCCACUACCAGCUCCUGUCCACGUGACCCCUCCUCCUGCUCCAGCUCCUCCUCCUCCACAAGCUACCAUCUCGCCUGCUCUAAUUCCACCACCUUCUCCUGCGGUCUCUGCAGCAGGAGGCUCCAAAGCGCCGGUCAGAAGUGUGGUGACGGAGACUGUCAGUACCUACGUGAUCCGAGAUGAAUGGGGUAACCAGAUCUGGAUCUGUCCUGGCUGCAACAAAGCUGACGAUGGCAGUCCAAUGAUAGGCUGUGAUGACUGUGAUGAUUGGUAUCACUGGCUUUGUGUUGGAAUUACGGCUGCACCCCCAGAAGAAAUGCAAUGGUUCUGUUCUAAGUGUGCCAGCAAAAAGAAAGAUAAAAAACAUAAGAAGCGGAAGCACAGAGCACACUGAAGUCUUCGCGGUGAACUUAAGUCAUACAGUCACUUCAGCACUUCUGCCCUGACUCCUUGGUAGACGGAUUUAUUGUGCUUCUUCCUCAUCAUCCGUCAUCAGGAUUUAUGGAUUGACUCCUGAAUGAAUCAGGAACAAAAUACACUGUCCGUUCUGGACUGUUGUUUUUUCCAAACUGUGCGUGAGCCCCAGUGGUUUAGAUUUUAGUAUGUUCUGUCACUGGCUUUCACUUACUGAAGGAAACUCUCACAGAGUGAUACCGAGGGUUAAAUAGUUAACGAUACAGCUCCCACUCUUGCAGAUCAGCAGCAGCAAUGACAAAUGUUGUAAAUAAAGAUAUCUCCUCUGUCCUUUUUGAUUUGUUUUUAUUCUCUCCUGAGCCUUUGCAUUAAGGUGUUAAAAGAGAGGAGAAAUAUGUAAAUUGCAGUAACUGUAAUCUAAGGAGACCUACUGGAAUGAUUUCUGUAGUCAGAAUACAGUUUUCAAAGCUCUAUCCCUGCAUAGCCAGAUAAUCAUAACAUGAAGAUAAAAAAAAGUGGCUGGUAAAUAUUUUUGUGAUAAGAAUAUAUGAAGCUUUUUUCCUUGAUUUUUAGUACUAACAUAAAAUAAACAUGUUCAAGCUUUUGUGAAAUAUCUUCUAUUUUUUAAAAGAAAGUUUCUAUUGUGUCAGUUGUUUUUUUCUUCCAUGUGAAUUGUUUUCGGUAGACCUGUAAUAUAUUUUAUACUUUUUGUUUUUAGUCAUUGUCAGUGUACCUUUUCAUUGCUUGUAUAUUUCAUCAGCGUGUAAAAACACUUCUCAUUAAAAGACGUUCUCUCGUGUAAAUACCUGAUAUUUAUAAAAUUCUUUUUUUUUUUUAAGGUUUAUGGGUUUGGGGUUUUUUGAGUGUCUAAUCCUAGCAGGUAUGAAAAUUCUGUAUGAUUUAUGGCCAUUACUGUGGCUUUAAAGGAUUGUGAUAGACCCACCCCAAAAGGAGCUUUCCAGGCGGCCCACUAAUGAAACCAACCAACCAACCUUCUGCUUAAGGCCCUGAUUCAGGAAGGUACUUACGGACAUGCGUAACUCUAAGAGGGGAAUAAUCCCAGUGCAUGGAAUUGGGACUGUUCUUAUGCAUAGUGAGACAGGUACUGAAGUGUCUUUCUGAAUCGGGACCUAAGGCAAUGGGAUCUAGCAGUUUUAACGGUAGCAAUUGAGUUUUAAUUUGUAGCUGGAGCUGAUCCUUUUAUUUGCAAGUGUUUCUGUGUUUGUCAAAAUGAUUGCGCUCGCAUUUAGAAAAAGGAAGUGUCGUUCGUAUUCCAGAAAGACUAGAAAGCAUACUAUGCCAUUUUGUGUUUGUUGUGAUGUUUUCUUUUAGUGUAUCUUUUAAUCAGUAUUACCUUGCAAAGACAAAUAAAGUAUGCUAUGGAAAUGUAUGUUUUAUUCUCCAUUUUAAACAAAGGAAUAAUUCUAGAAUGCCACAAAACGGUGACAGUAUGAGAUAUUUUAGUACAGUGUGUCUGAGAGUAAAUCAAGUAUAUAGCAUUACAUUUUAAAUUAUAAAUUACUCUGAAACCUGUCAUUUUAAAUAUCAUGCCUUAUGUUUCAAAAGCUAUAGGGUAAAUCCAGCCAUCGUCAUUUAAUUUCCGGGUGCUUCUACUCUGGACUGUACAGUGAUAAGCAUCUUGAGUUUUAGAAUGCAAACAUUUAACCUGUUGCACAGAUAUUACCAAUUACUUUUUUAAAAUGCCAUCUCAAUUGAUAUUAAUGAGAAUGAAUUAGUCAUGUUUUUUAAAACAUCUUGUCUAGGUAAAGAAAUUAGGUUUUCCUGAUAUGACUGUUAAAUUGCAAAUCAGUGGAGAUAUGGAUGAAAUUGGUUUAUUAAAAGUGCACUGUUA